This is a messenger RNA of Salvia splendens (bonfire salvia), 1274 nucleotides long. Its product is annotated as 1-aminocyclopropane-1-carboxylate oxidase 3. The record is from RefSeq and is a predicted model, not a curated record. Lineage: Eukaryota; Viridiplantae; Streptophyta; Magnoliopsida; Lamiales; Lamiaceae. The transcript has 3 exons. The coding region runs from base 102 to 1040 and encodes 312 amino acids.
CAAACAUAUACACCAAAUCAACUCAUCGUCAAACAAGCCAAGCCUACUUUGUAGUAAUACUCAUACACAACAGGAGAGAGCAGCGAAACGUAAGAAAAGAAAUGGCAAAUUUUCCAGUGAUCAGCUUGGCGGAGAUGAAUGGAGAUGGAAGGGGCGCAAUGAUGGAGCAAAUCAAAGACGCAUGCGAAAACUGGGGCUUCUUCGAGGUGGUGGAGCAUGGAAUCGAGCCGGAGUUCAUGGACAAAGUGGAGAGGCUGACGAAGGCGCACUACCGCAAAUGUAUGGAGCAGCGCUUCAACGAAAUGGUCGCCAGCAAAGGCCUCGAGACUGUCCAGUCCGAGAUCGACGAUCUCGACUGGGAGAGCACCUUCUUCCUCCGCCACCUCCCCGUCUCCAACAUCUCCGAAAUCCCCGACCUCGAUCACGAAUACAAGGAUGUGAUGAGAGAAUUCGCUGCCAAGAUGGAAAACCUGGCGGAGAAGCUUCUAGAUAUGCUGUGCGAGAAUCUGGGCCUGGAAAAGGGCUACCUGAAGAAGGCCUUCCACGGCUCCAAUGGGCCGACUUUCGGCACCAAGGUGAGCAACUACCCGCCCUGCCCGAAGCCGGACCUGAUCAAGGGGCUCCGGGCCCACACGGACGCAGGCGGCAUCAUCCUCCUCUUCCAGGACGACAAGGUGAGCGGCCUCCAGCUGCUCAAGGACGGGGAGUGGGUGGACGUGCCGCCGAUGCGCCACUCCAUCGUCAUCAACCUCGGGGACCAGCUCGAGGUCAUCACCAACGGGAAGUACAAGAGCGUCAUGCACAGGGUCAUAGCGCAGACGGACGGCACGCGGAUGUCGCUCGCCUCCUUCUACAACCCCGGGAGCGACGCCGUCAUCUAUCCUGCGCCGGCGCUUGUUGACAAGGCGGACAAGCUCUACCCCAAAUUCGUGUUCGAGGAAUACAUGAAGCUCUAUGCCGGCCUCAAGUUCCAGGCUAAGGUGCCCCGGUUCGAGGCGUUCAAGAGCCUCGAAGCUGCUUCAACUGUCGGCUCUGCUUGAUCGCUGCUGCAUUUCUUAUUGUCUUACUAUUAUUAUUAUUAUUAUUAUUAUUAUUAUUAUUAUGUUACUACGGCUGUGUAGUGUUUAGAUCAUGUUGUAUCAGUAUGUGUGCCUGCUAGAUUAGUGUGUGGAAUGGGAUGAUUCAGCUUUGAAGAGGUCUGAUUGUGACCAGCUUCUUCAUCAAAUACUAAGUACUAUUAAUUAUUGUUUCUAUGAAUUCUUGUGUUAAGUGGA